This is a messenger RNA of Oreochromis aureus, 1682 nucleotides long. RefSeq names its product proprotein convertase subtilisin/kexin type 1 inhibitor, like (gene pcsk1nl). The coding region runs from base 46 to 1110 and encodes 354 amino acids. Gene Ontology annotation, biological process: negative regulation of endopeptidase activity. NCBI's taxonomy places the organism in Eukaryota, Metazoa, Chordata, Actinopteri, Cichliformes, Cichlidae. Gene Ontology annotation, molecular function: endopeptidase inhibitor activity. The record is from RefSeq and is a predicted model, not a curated record. The transcript is spliced from 5 exons.
GCAUCCUGCCUCAGUGUGUGUUUGUGUGUGUGCUUGGCCUGUAGCAUGGCGUCUCUCGGCCUCCUGCUGCUCAGCACUGCUCUGAUCCACACCGCUCAGUCUCUACCUGCAGCUCGUGCUGGGGGUCAUGGCCUGGAUGUGUCAGUGGGUGGAGUCAGACGCCAGCGCAGAGACCUCCCUAACCUGCUGCCUUAUGAAGACCAGAUGAUGUCAUAUCCUGCCAUGCAGGGAGGAGGCAGGGCCAAUGACCUUUACUACCAAUCAGAUGACUGGAGGGGGAGGGGCUUGGACCAGGCACUGCAGCGAUUGGUGGAGAGAGACCAGAGGAAGGAGCAGGAGGAGGAGCAGCGAGCAGCCUACCUGGCAGCUCUGCUCCGCCUACUGAGCGAGGCAGAGAGCGCAGGACUGGUUGGUCCGGGUGACGUGGAAGUGGUCGAGGAGGAAGAGGAUGAGGAGGAUGACCAGGGCCCCACAGGGGACUUCCAGGGCCCUGCUCCUGCAGACUAUGAUGAGACUGGAAGGGGGAUGAGCAUGGGGAGGCCCCGGGCCGCCUGGUGGGGCCUCGUGGAGCCCCAGCUUGCUCAGGCCCUGCUUGACAGGAUGGAUCCCCGGCUCGCUCAGACGCUGCUGGAAAGAGCAAAACAGGAGAGACGUCAGCAGGCUGGACGAGUCGCAUCAGGACUGAGCCGAGACCAGGACACUCUGAGGCGGAUGGUUGCUGGGAUACUCUCCAGCAUCGGUCCUAACGGUGUCUCGGUCGCCUCCUCUGGUCGCAGAGCGAAGAGGGACCUGUCAGCCAAAGCACCUGAGCCUGUUAGCUCCGCCCACAGAAGAACCCGCCGUUCUCUUGACGACCUGGCUCCCCCUUCGCCUAGCAACGACCCUCCCCUCCUCAGGGUGAAGAGGCUGGAGGAUUACGAUGGAGAGGAGCAAGGUGAGAAGCUGCACCCCCAGGUGGUCGGGCUACAGAGGAUGAAACGCAUCGACACUACGUCAACGGGCGACGCAGAGGAACUGAAUCAUGGGAGCCGUAGGCGCCGGAGGAGAGCUGCUCUGAACUACGACCCACAAAUAUUGGUUGAUCAGAUUCUGGAGUACAUGAGGGAGUGAGGAGUAGAGAAGAGAGUAUACGUUGUCAUUCGGGUUUUUAUUUGUGCAUCUUUUUCAUUUGUUCCUGCUGCUUUCGUGAAAAUUUAUCAGGUUGUUUGUUGUAAAAAUGAGGAGAAAUGGAAAACAGAUGGAAGAAGGAUAAAACGGUUCUGUUUGUGCAUCUCUCUAAAACACUACAUUUCCCAUGAGCCUCAGCAGGCAUUGUUCCAGCACAUUCAAUGAACCAAAAUCUAAAAAUGCACCUGAAUCAAAUUUGUGAAAAGAAACUUCUUUCUCAAGCUCUCUGAUUGGCUGAUAAUCUACUGCAAUGGUCUCUGGGGCUUGUAGUUAGACUCUUCAUUACUGUAAUGUGGCUACAUUGUUACAGGUUCGCCAUUAAAUCGAGCUUCCUUCUGUCAGAAAAGAUGGAGAGAUGGUGGAAAGUGGUGAUAACCUUGGCAAAAGCUCAUCAGCUGUGUGAUCAAUACGUUCUCGUUGUGUUCCUGUACUUCAGCUUGUGAUGAUUCGUCUGUCUGUGGUGAAAUUUGGAUUCAUGUCACACUCAGAAAUAAAGUCGGUAAAGUCGACCUUCA